Messenger RNA from Lindgomyces ingoldianus, 695 nucleotides. RefSeq names its product histone-fold-containing protein. The transcript has 3 exons. Gene Ontology annotation, biological process: rRNA transcription. The record is from RefSeq and is a predicted model, not a curated record. NCBI's taxonomy places the organism in Eukaryota, Fungi, Ascomycota, Dothideomycetes, Pleosporales, Lindgomycetaceae. The coding region runs from base 63 to 473 and encodes 136 amino acids. Gene Ontology annotation, molecular function: protein heterodimerization activity; structural constituent of chromatin; DNA binding. Gene Ontology annotation, cellular component: nucleosome.
GCCACAACCAACCACAUCAUCCACACUCCACAUCAUCAACUUCAUCACUUCAUCCAUCAACAAUGGCCCGCACCAAGCAAACUGCCCGCAAGUCCACUGGUGGCAAGGCUCCUCGUAAACAGCUCGCCUCCAAGGCAGCCCGCAAGUCUGCCCCAUCUACUGGUGGUGUCAAGAAGCCCCACAGGUAUAAACCUGGUACUGUCGCUCUGCGUGAGAUCCGUCGCUACCAGAAGUCGACCGAGCUCUUGAUCCGCAAACUGCCCUUCCAACGUCUCGUCCGUGAGAUCGCCCAGGACUUCAAGUCGGACUUGCGCUUCCAGUCUUCUGCCAUCGGCGCUCUCCAGGAGUCUGUUGAGGCCUACCUCGUCUCCCUCUUUGAGGACACCAACCUUUGCGCCAUUCACGCUAAGCGUGUCACUAUCCAAUCCAAGGACAUCCAACUUGCUCGUCGCCUCCGCGGUGAGCGUGGUUAAGUACCUCGCCUCUUUCUCUCACUGGCAUGAGCAUCGACAAGUCCCCCAUGUGCAGUGCGAUUCGUACAUGAUGGGUUGGGUCUCCAUUGGCGUUUGGGUUCUAUUUCAAUAAGGAUCACGGUUAUUUGGGUUUUAUGGUGCACCGGGAGUGGUGCAGUGCGAUGUAUAUCCCAUAAUCAGUGACAGUCACUGACCAUGAAUUGACGAAAGUCGAUCUACUUC